AAAAAAGAGAGAGAAAAGAAGAAAAAAACACACUCAACCCACCUCUCCCCGUUCAUUGAUUAAGAUUGACAUUCCGAUUCCGUUGAACGUCAAAAUACUUGUGCGAACCAUCACCGCCGCCGUCGAAUUCGUCUGUUCGUUUGUGCGUUUGUCGUGUCCGGAAAACCCGCGGUCCUUUGUUUUUUUCGUUCGUCGUUGCAUGCACCAGCGUAUCUGCACCCCGUACGCGCUUACAGUGCAGUGCACACACGGUGCGGCCAGACAUCAGUCGCGUCCAUGACAAUAACAACGCGAUACGCGCGCUUCGACAUUGCCGCUGCCUCGUCUCCAUCUACGUCGCCGUACCCGUCGUUUCCCGUCGUACCGUAGGGAAACCGUUCUCGGCCACAUACGUGUCCGCUGCCGACCAGAACAGAGCCAUCGCCACUAAAGUGCGCCGCUGAUUACCGUCCACACAGCCGCCGUCAUGGGACCGAAAAUCGUUUGCCUGGUGGUCGUCUGCGUUUUUCUCGUGCACAACGUGCUUGCCGAAUCUGAUAAAAAUAUUUCAUCUACUAAACCGUUAAAACCAUCAAAGGAAGAAUUAUUUAUUGAUGAUGAAUCUGAAAAUUCAGAUGAUAGUGAUACCGAUAAAUUAGAUGCUGAUGAUAUGAUGCUAGGUGAAGAAGGUAGUGGUAUGAGUCCAUCAUCAAAAGGAACAGGAGCUGAAGACAUGGAAUCUAGUGGAUCUGGCUAUGGACCUGAUGAUGAAGAUGCACAAGUUAGUGGUAAGAACAAAGGUAAAUCAGGAGUUGAUUCUGAAGAAGAUGAAGAAGAUAUGGAUGAUGGUGAUGAUGAAGAUGAUGAUGAUAACGAAGAUUUUGAUACUGAAAAUCCACAUAAGAUGUUUAGUCCUGUAACUACUGCAUCAACUACAACUACAACAGUUAAAAGUCAUGGUGAAGAAUCUAUUUUCCCUGAACAGCCUAAACAGAACAUUAAUGAUGUCAAUCUGGCACCAAGUGUACCUAGUGUGCCUGAAGUACCUCAAACUACAUCUACGUCUACUCUUCCACCACCUCCUUCCAAUGCUAUCGAUGAACAUUCUAGCAGUAAUGGAGUCUAUAUAAGUCCAAACAGCCACCCUGAGCGAACAUCUUCAUUUUUUGCACAACCUGGCAUACUUGCAGCUGUUAUUGGAGGUGCCGUUGUGGGAUUGUUGUGUGCAAUUCUAGUGGUUAUGUUCAUUGUAUACAGGAUGCGUAAAAAGGAUGAAGGUUCUUAUCCUUUAGAAGAAACCAAACGUUCUCCAGCCACAAACCCAUACCUAAAAUCUUCACAUCGCGAAUUUUAUGCAUGAGUACACUUUUAAAUUGGUUUUUAUUUGAGCCUAUGAACAUAGUAUACGUUAUAAUAAUAAUAAUAUUGUUUUAUCACCUUUUUCCCCAUAAGACAAUUCGACUAUUCCAAAGGCAGUUAUGACUUCUAGUCAAACAUACAUUUAUAUAUGUAUAUAUAUAUAUAUAUAUAUAUAUAAAUGAUAAAUAGAGUUUCAUCAUAAAUUAA
This is a messenger RNA of Melanaphis sacchari, 1545 nucleotides long. RefSeq names its product syndecan (gene Sdc). Gene Ontology annotation, biological process: cell migration. The record is from RefSeq and is a predicted model, not a curated record. Gene Ontology annotation, cellular component: membrane; cell surface. NCBI's taxonomy places the organism in Eukaryota, Metazoa, Arthropoda, Insecta, Hemiptera, Aphididae. The transcript has 4 exons. The coding region runs from base 467 to 1339 and encodes 290 amino acids.